AUGUGUGUGAUCCACAAAGAGAAAAAGAAGAUGUUCUGUGAAGAGGAAAAGCCCUUGCUGUAUUUGCUCUGCUCCAGCACUCAAGAGCACAGGGCUCAGGAAUUUUCUUCAGUAGAAGGGGCUGCUGAGGAGUACAAGGACUUGGAAGAUCUAUUGACAAUGAGUGAGUCAGUGCAGCUGCACAUGCCUCAGCCUAUAAAGCCAGCACUUCCUGCCCAGACCAUCACUGGACUGAUAGACAGGCUCAACUGCUUCCAAGGCGAGUAUCAGUCCACUGAUGGGAACACACUCUCCAAAGAUAUGUUUCUUCUCCUCUUUGUGAAGGAGGAUGAUCACCACAAUGUCUUGACCACCCCCCCUAUGUUUCCUCACUACAGACAGAAAUUUCAGGGCUAGGUUGGUGUGUUUUUUGAUUUUGAGAGUGGAAGUAUGAGUUUUGUGAAUGUUACCAAGCAUUCUCUUAUUUGGCAGUACCCUGCUGUCAUUUUGAAUUUCCCAGUCAGAACUUUGGUUUAUACUGGCUACAAAUGA
This is a messenger RNA of Ictidomys tridecemlineatus (thirteen-lined ground squirrel), 531 nucleotides long. Lineage: Eukaryota; Metazoa; Chordata; Mammalia; Rodentia; Sciuridae. The record is from RefSeq and is a predicted model, not a curated record.